This is a messenger RNA of Mangifera indica (mango), 2299 nucleotides long. RefSeq lists its product as uncharacterized. Gene Ontology annotation, molecular function: transmembrane transporter activity. Gene Ontology annotation, biological process: transmembrane transport. The record is from RefSeq and is a predicted model, not a curated record. Gene Ontology annotation, cellular component: membrane. NCBI's taxonomy places the organism in Eukaryota, Viridiplantae, Streptophyta, Magnoliopsida, Sapindales, Anacardiaceae. The transcript has 3 exons. The coding region runs from base 275 to 1831 and encodes 518 amino acids.
GCCCAAUGAUGGAAGUAUUGUUGAAUCUAAGCUCGAUUCAGAAUUAAACUAUGGGCUGGGUUAGGUUAGCGCCACACUUUGGGCUUCGGGGAAUUAAGCCAUUGGAAAGGCUCAGCUCGAAUUCAUGUGUUGCAGAGAGAUACCUUAGAAGAUUCGCUCGAAAUUGAAAAUCCUUCUUCUUACAUACACUUGCUACCACAAUUAAAUCUUUCAUUUGCCAUUUCUCGUUUUUAUCUCUUGCAAUACAAUAAUAGUACACCGCAACACAGUUUUAAUGAGGCCAGAAACGGUAACUCUGGUUCUGGUGAACCUUGCGGGGAUCAUGGAAAGAGCUGAUGAAUCUCUGUUGCCUGGAGUGUACAAAGAAGUUGGUGUAGCCCUUCACACGGACCCAACCGGGUUGGGCUCUUUGACGUUGUUUAGGUCCAUUGUUCAGUCGUCGUGUUAUCCAAUUGCGGCUUAUUUGGCGGUGCGCCAUAACCGUGCCCAUGUCAUCGCGCUUGGUGCAUUUCUGUGGGCUGCUGCUACCUUCCUUGUUGCCUUCUCCUCCACUUUUUUUCAGGUUGCAUUAUCCAGAGCUCUUAAUGGUAUUGGCCUUGCAAUAGUUGCUCCUGCAAUUCAAUCCCUUGUUGCUGACUCAACUGAUGAUAGUAACCGUGGUGUGGCUUUUGGAUGGCUACAACUGACAAGCAACCUUGGUUCAAUUGUUGGUGGUCUUUUUUCAGUACUGAUAGCUCCUAUAACAUUCAUGGGAAUUCCUGGUUGGAGGAUUGCCUUCCAUCUUGUCGGACUAAUCAGUGUUGUCGUUGGUAUUUUAGUCCGCCUCUUUGCAAAUGACCCGCACUUUUUAGAUGAUAGGACAAAAACUAUCAACCAACGUCCAAGUAAAUCUUUUUGGUUAGAAGUAAAAGACCUCAUUCUGGAAGCCAAAUCCGUUAUAAAGAUUCCAUCUUUCCAGAUAAUUGUUGCCCAAGGGGUUACAGGUUCAUUCCCCUGGUCAGCUUUGUCAUUUGCUGCAAUGUGGUUAGAGCUUAUUGGAUUCUCCCAUAAGAAAACUGCAUUGUUGAUUGCAUUGUUUGUAAUUGCCAGUUCCAUUGGAGGGAUAUUUGGAGGUAAGAUGGGGGAUCUCCUUUCUACUCGUCUUCCAAAUUCAGGGAGGAUAAUUCUAGCCCAAAUUAGCUCAGCAUCAGCCAUCCCUCUAGCUGCAGUACUUCUGCUGGGUUUACCUGAUGAUCCGUCCACUGCAGUGAUGCAUGGUUUGGUCAUGGUUAUCGUGGGGUUUUGCAUAUCAUGGAAUGCUCCAGCUACAAACAAUCCAAUUUUUGCAGAGAUAGUUCCAGAGAAAUCUCGAACUAGUGUCUAUGCUCUAGACCGGUCUUUUGAGUCUAUAGUCUCAUCAUUUGCUCCACUUGUAGUUGGGAUAUUAGCUCAGCAUGUUUAUGGUUAUAAACCUGUUCCUCAAGGAUCUACUGCAUCGGAAGAAAUUGCAACAGAUAGGGAGAAUGCUGGAUCAUUGGCCAAGGCACUGUACACAUCAAUAGGAAUUCCAAUGGCUCUCUGUUGUCUCAUCUACUCAUUCCUCUACUCCACUUAUCCAAGAGACAGAGAGAGGGCGAGAAUGGAAGCACUGAUUGAAUGUGAAAUGCAGCAAUUAGAAUGUGAUGCUUGGCCUGCUGGUGGAGUCUAUUCCCAAGAUCAGUUAUCUGGAUCAGACGUGAAGGAUAGAAGUGUUAUUGAAGUGGAUUACGAGGAAGAUGGUAUUGAUCUUGAUGAAAAUGAUGAGAAGAUUUUACUUUACCGGCAGUUGACAUUCUCCAAUUUAGGUGAAUAGCACAGGAGGCUAUGAUCUUUAUUAUCCUGAUGAGAAUAUUUGGUUUUUCAUUUUACAGUUUUGCCUUCUGGUGAACUUAGUCCUCCCAGAAGCUGAUGUUGGUGUUGUCUACCGAGCAGAAAAUUUAUUGUAGUUUUUGCUUGGUGUAAAUCGCGAAGAACAGAACUUUCAAGGAUUCUGAAGUAGUGAAAGAUUGGUCCAUGAAUUUUGUAGAAGCUAUACAGGGUUUGGGUCAGCUCUUCAGCUGAAGAUAAUCAUUGGAAAGAGGGUUGUCAACUAGAACCAAUUAUACAUAUGAAUAUAUCAAUUAUAGGGUGAUUGCGUGAAAAGUACGUUGUAUAUUGGAAUCUGCUGACACCUGGGAUUUAGAAUUAAUCUUUAGAUUUUGAUACAAUUCUUUAAUAUUUUUUGUAUAAGUAUUGGAUGUAGUCUGCAAGAAUUUUUGCUUAACAAGAUUUUCUUUAAACA